Messenger RNA from Pogona vitticeps (central bearded dragon), 2969 nucleotides. RefSeq lists its product as uncharacterized. Lineage: Eukaryota; Metazoa; Chordata; Lepidosauria; Squamata; Agamidae. The record is from RefSeq and is a predicted model, not a curated record.
GGGUGCGGCAGCUCCCCUCAUGGGAGUCGGUGCGAGAAUUGUGAAGAAACCGAGUCUCUCUGGCCUGGCGGAGGUUGCUGGGUCACCAACUGAACCCCGACCCUCCACCUUGGGCGGGCCUUCCUGCUCCCGGAAGUAGAUCAAGAAGUUCCGGGGGCGGGAUCGGAGGUUUUUAAGUAGGCCCUGACGAGACCCAGAAUUUUGUUGAAGGAGAGCAAAAUCUCAGGAUCUGCUGAGGAGGCCUGUGUUCCCCUGAAUACCUUAACACAGGUGGAAGCUUGGCAGGAAGAAUGGCAACCAAGGUGCAAGAACAGAGUCUGGAGGCUUCCUGCUCUGACCCUGUGGAGGAGAGGGAACCAGGUAGUGACAUUGGAGCCGAGCAUCCGGACUUGGAUAGAAGCGAGCCCGGCCCAUCCAGCAAAUGUUCAGGAGCCAAACGUUCAGAGAUGCCGACCCAGCCUGUGACCCAGUGUUCUGCUGCAAAUUUGCAGGUGAAACAGGAAGAGAAGCCAGAGACUGAACAGCCUGCCGUGGUGGCUCGUUCUGCCGAAGUUACGGCGCCUGUUCCUGCACCAGCACUAGGAGAAGGGAAAGGGGCCAAACGGAUGAUGGAGGAUGAUGCCGAUGGCUUUAAGGAAAUGCCAGAUGUCUGCCAGGAGGCCAGGGAGUCUGGAAGAGCAAUGGUUCUGCCAGAUCUCUUUGGGGAGGCUCACCAAGCUUAUACCAGCCAGGGCGGAGGCUGUGCCAAGGUGGAGCAAGCAGUCCCCUGCCUUUCCAACAUGGGCUCUGAAAACCAGCGCAAGCGCUUCCGAGGGUUUGCGUACAAAGAGACUGAGGGCCCGCAGGUGGCCUACGAGCGGCUCCAGGAGCUCUUGUUCCAGUGGCUGAAACCUGAAGCCCGCAGCAAGGAAGAGAUCGUGGAGCAGCUGGUCCUUGAGCAAUUCCUGAACCUCCUCCCCGAGGAUGUCCAGCACUGGGUCCGGGAGCGUCAUCCUGAGAAUGGUGAUGAGGCCGUUGCCCUGGCGGAAGACUACCAGUUUCUGCACCCUGAGCCUGGCAGACGGCCGUACCCAGAGAGGACAAGGCAGAGGGCAUCAGCAAGGAGUUGGCUGCGCUGAACUGUGGGCCAAUGGGCAGGGAUGGUUAUCAAUGGAGAGAAUCAAAGACCUAGUUAUCUACCAAGCUGGAGAGAAACCUAGAUGGGCAAGAGGAAUCUCAGAAUCCGGAACCAUGGCAUACAUCUGCUUUACACAACCUUUACAUUGCUCUUCCCUGCUUAAGGCCAUUACCUGGAAGGAAGCCUACACCUCAUCUGUUGGAUGUGUGCUUGUGAGGAUGUAUGUGCCUGUGUAUGUAUGUGUGAGAAAAAGCUGACAAAGCCAUGCUUGAUCCUUGCUGCAGCCUACAGAGAGUGAACUGGAGCAAGAAUAAGGCAUGGUCUGGAAAGAGCUUCAGGUCUUUGUAAAAGUUUGUGUAUGUGUGAGAGAGAAAAACAACUGAAAGUGAGGAAAGACUAGCAUGACAUGUGUAUGUACAUUUUUCUAGGAUGCAAAAAAAGGAGGGCCUUGUAACCAUGGGAAUAAAUACUCUAUUCCAGCUUAGCUGUGAUCUGGGGGAUCUGCUAGCUUUCUAUAGUCCCCAAGUGUGAAUUAUGCAGAGCUUGGGAAAAGGUGUGUUUGUGGGUAGUUGGCAACAACUCCCAGGAUUCCCCAGUGGUCCUCCUCACUGUGGGAUUCUGGAAGCUGUAAUCUAAAAAAUGUAAUUGUUCCCAAGCUUUGGGGUUACGUUUCUCUGUUAUCCCUAGAGGUGUGUAAGCCCAUCUCAUCCUGCCACUCAACUUCCAUGCAUUUGCCAAGAAAACUGAAUAUUGGUUUCUCCUUUUCCCUGUAUUCAGCGCUGUGCCUCAUAGUUUCCAAGAAAUCACUGCCCUUUCUGGGGAAUCUGUGUGUUUUGGCAGGGAAGCCCCCAGAACAUCACUUGGGUGUCACCCUGAGAUAGGUCUGUUGGGGGAAUAACACAUCAGCAACCCUUCUGCCACAGCCCUGCCUCUUCAACAAACUCAUCAGUUUGUCCAGCCAAGCCAGCUUGGUAUGCAGUAGCUCCAUGGCAUUGGGGGACUGCACAUGGUUCCACACUAUGUGGGUUUGUGUAAUUACACAGCUGUCCUGGCAUUCUGUUCCCAGGGAGUUUCAGCAUCCUGUGGAGAAAAAGACCCCCUGCAACUUACUGCGCCUUCUUUAUACCUGUUAGUCAGAAGACUUGUUACAUGUAUAGGCCAGCCAACUUGGUUAUGGAGCCUUGCAGGCCCGAGCUCAGAAAUGUUACAUUUUGGCACUAUAAUUGCCAGGGCACUCAGCCGGCAUGCUCCAUGGCCAUGUUGCCCCAUACUGGCUGGGAGAUUCUUGGAGCUGCGCAAGGGGAAAAAUACUUCUCCAAGAUUGGGGGGGAGGAAAAGUAUUUUAAAUAGCAGCUAAACCAUAUUCUUAACAUGUGAGAUCACAUCUACCUUUGUGAUGAGAAGUGUCUUCCUCCUGGCCUUUUACUUAUCAGAAGGCCUGCUGCAAUGACCAACAUCCUUAUUCACAGCAUCCUCUCUCCCUGCUUGUUACUGUUGUUUAACGUUUUGUCAGUUUCUUGGAGAGGAGUUGAAACCUCCGAUUCUGAUUUGAAAGCCAUCAUGAUCUGAUGAGUCAAGAACUUUGGGAUGUUUCAGAUGAGACUUCUGAAAGGGUGCUGGGGGAAUAGGAUGGAAGAAGCUCUUCUAUCCCCUUCCUCCAUUCUGCCCCCUGUUUAUGCUAGUGUCUCAAACUUCUCAUAGAAACGUAAGCUUUUGAAAUUCUUUAGUGACCUGAUGUGAUGUAUACUCUUGCCUUGUAUCAGAUGGUUGCAUCUUUGGCUCUGCUUUAUUUGUGUAAUACUUCUGGUGUGUAUCUGUGGAUGAGCACAUGGAAUAAAAGUCUUUUCCCCCA